Trachymyrmex cornetzi is the source of this 1562-nucleotide messenger RNA. RefSeq lists its product as uncharacterized. The record is from RefSeq and is a predicted model, not a curated record. NCBI's taxonomy places the organism in Eukaryota, Metazoa, Arthropoda, Insecta, Hymenoptera, Formicidae. The transcript has 2 exons. The coding region runs from base 380 to 1450 and encodes 356 amino acids.
UUCUCCAGCGAAGCUUUGCUGCACGAAGGCCCGUCUACAAUACACGGAGUAAGAAGUAAGAGUAAGAAAUUGACCAAUUACAUAUGUACGCGGCAGAGCUCUUAGCUUUUAGCGCCACGUCACGUACGCGGAAAGCGAAGAUACUGAUGUUUCGAGAUAAAAUAACCAUACUGUACUGUGGGAUACUUUUGUAAAAAUGAAUCACAACGAUCUUGCCUUGCUUUGUGGCUACGAAGAAGGCAAAGACGACAGAAAGUCAAAAAUCAAGAAUGCAGAACAGCACGAUGGUGGGUUCAUCCUAUUAUACGUCAUUUUAAAGGUGCUUAUGAUAGUGCUUGAACUUUGACGUGACCCAGAACGUUUUUUCAAUUUCCACCGCAUGUCACCUCUUCAAUUUGAUGAAUUAUUAGAAAUGAUAGAACCUGUUAUUACAAAAGUACGCUUGACAAGGGAACCGUUGCAUCCAGGACUACGAUUAUCAUUGACAUUGCGAUACCUUGCAUCUGGGGAUAGUAUGAUAAGUCUACAUUAUCUUUAUCGCGUAGGUAAAUCUACUGUGCCAAAAAUAAUUAUGGAAACAACGGAAGCGCUUUGGCAGAUACUACAGCCUCAAGUACUUCCUCCACCAACUGUACAAACAUGGACUAAAAUCGCAGAAGAUUUUACAAAUAAAUGGAAUUUUCCCAAUUGUGUCGGAGCAAUUGACGGGAAGCAUGUUGUUGUACAAUGUCUUAAAAACACUGGAUCAGCUUUUUAUAAUUAUAAAGGCACGUAUAGCACUGUUUUAAUGGAAGUUUGUGAUGCUGAUCUUCGCUUUACAUAUGUUAGCAUCGGUUCUGCUGGUAGAGAAAGCGACGGAGGUAUUUUUCAAAGUUUAGAUUUUGGAAAAUGCAUUGAAACAGAAACAUUGCCAUUACCUCCACCUAAAGCCUUACCGGGUACAAAUAUUUGCCUUCCUGCAGUAUUUGUUGGUGAUGCAGCAUUCCCGUUGUUAAAGAAUUUAUUACGACCAUACCCUGGUACUAACUUGAGUCCAGAAAAAAUUAUUUUUAAUUAUCGCUUGAGCUCAGCAAGACGUACAAUUGAAAAUACGUUUGGAGUAAUGUCAGCCAGGUGGAGAAUAUUCCGACGGCCGAUUAUUGCGUCACUUUCAACUGUAAAUAACAUAGUUAAAUGUUGUGUAGUACUGCACAAUUGGCUUCGAAAUGCGGAGCUGAACAUUUUGCCUGGUCAGAGAAGGUAUAUUCCAGUAGGAUUUGUAGAUUUAGAAGAUCGCUAUGGAAACGUAGAAGCUGGUCAAUGGCGAAACGAAGAGCCACCUGGUGCACUUCGAUGUUUUGCAUCAAAUGUAUCAAGAAAUUCUGAGAAUGAUGCCAAAGUAAUUCGACAAAUGUACACAGACUAUUUUAUGAAAGAAGGCGAAGUACCUUGGCAAUGGAAUAAGCUCUAACUUUCAACGGAAAGCAUAUAUGCAAUAAGCAAAAGGUUGGAUCUGAUUUUGUUGAGGUUGGUUAUCUACUGUACGAGAUGUAGCUCUCAGAGGAGGCGUGGCACUGUCUCGA